Messenger RNA from Penicillium hordei, 1059 nucleotides. RefSeq lists its product as uncharacterized. The transcript has a single exon. The record is from RefSeq and is a predicted model, not a curated record. Lineage: Eukaryota; Fungi; Ascomycota; Eurotiomycetes; Eurotiales; Aspergillaceae. The coding region runs from base 1 to 1059 and encodes 352 amino acids.
AUGUUCGACCAAUUGGUGCUGGGAGCCGUUUUUGCCGGCCUCAGCAGCAUUGGCAUCUGGCAUUCCAUUCCGUUGACCGGAGUCACUCCUUCUAACUCUUUCUUCUGGCGGAGUCUCAGCUCUUUCGAAAUUGCGUAUACCAUUCACAGCUUGCGCAAAGUUCACCCUCUAGUCUUCCCCGAUCACGACGCAAUCUCACAAUACGAUCUCCUUCUGCAACUUUCACUCGAUGCUCAACAGUACGAGAAUGCCAGGCUGGCCCUGCAAAACUCGGCUGAGGCAGUAUCACUACACAUCGACAACCGGGGAGUCACAACGACAAUGUUAGACCUAAGUGCCAAAGCGAUGCCCGCCCCGUUCUAUUUGAACAGCAGCUCGGCAACGGAGCUCAGCUACCAACUGCAGCAGUCCAACUCAGCCCAGAGUAACACGCUGUAUUUCACUGUCAUGGCGAUUCUCAUUCUUAUUAUUCUCGGAAUACAGAUAAUGGGCUUUGGGAUUACGGGUAACAUCAAGCAGCACGUCGAGGACCUGCAAUACGAUUACAUUAACCAAAUGAGCGGCAUACAACAACAAUUCGGUUUCUUGAUGUCAGAGAUCCGAGACUUUCGACGAGAAAAUGAACAAAUACGGCCUGUUUUCGUUCAUCUGGCAGAAUCCAUCACAAACUGCUCGGCCGAUCUCCAACAUUGUAUGUUGCAUCUUGUUGGUCUGAUGGAAAGCAAAUACACGUCCGGGAUGAUCGACAUUGAGUCCAAAUUGGAUGAGGUUAGUAAACAACACCAAAAUCUGAUGAGAAAUACUGAAAGUUUCCCUCAGAUUCCGAGACAGUUGGCUUGGCUUAACAUAUUGAUGGCGAAGAACAUGUCCAGCGACCUACCUGAAGGAUUGGACCCGCCCGAUUUGGAUUUUAGCAAGAGCCCUACCCCUGAGCAGAUGGAUGGAGGUUACAAUCGCAACAUCGCAGGAAAUCCUAACGAAAUCCCCAGAUUCAAGGGAAGCCCGGGGUUUAAGAAGGGAAAAGGAGUUCAGCGCAAUGGUCAGGACCAGGGCAUGUGA